CGUUGGGUAUAAAUCUGACAUAUCUCACUCGAACAUGCUAGAGUUAUCACAGACCAGGAAGCAGUAGGCUAAACUGAAACAAGUAGCGAAGGGAAUAUUUUGAUACAUGGGCCUAAUAGAAGACCAGCAAAUGUUUAGAAACCAUGGAAGUACGUCGGAGCCUCUGUUGGAGGCUAUCAAGAUGGGCCGACAACAGUUAGCAAACGAAAAACUAACGAAGGCAGACUACUCUGAUUUGGAAUACCAGGGCGAAUCUCAGGAUGGUACCCCGCUCUAUUGGGCAGCGGCGAAGGGAUUCGAGGACUUGGUCAGGGUGUUAUUGCUGCUGGGAGCGAGUGUGGGGGCAUCGACUAUUUGGGGAGGGACGGCUCUCCACGCGGCGGCGGAUAACGGACAUGACCAUAUAGUAGACAUAUUACUAGCGAAUGGUGCCAAUGUUGACGCCCGGACCUCCAGCGGGGACACGCCCUGUCAUUUGGCAGCCUACCGAGGGUGCCUCAAGGCGACCAUGCGACUUGUAGAAGGUGGCGCCAACACCCGUAGCAGGAACGACCAAGGUAAUGACGUCAUGAGAGAAGCUGUGCAGAAUCGCCGAUAUGAGGUUGUCAAAUAUUUAUGGAGUUUUAUAAAAUCAGAUUAUAAAACGCCGACCGUAAACGGAGACACAAAAGACAUUAUUCCAGAAUCAACUGUCGUUGUGGGGAACUGUCAUGAUUUCCCAAUAAGGAAACAUUCUUACAAUCAGAAACCAAGAUCUGAAGACCACCACACACUCGUCCGAAGAUCGUCUGUACCGCCCAUCGAUUACAACCUUGGGGCAAGAUUGCAACAACAAACGUAUCCACCCGCUACGCGGCGCUGUAGUGGGUUUCAGGCUGCGCAUGACUAUGGACCUGUUUAUCAUGCGUCAGAAAGACCGCCAAUUUCGGAAAGGAACCGAGGGAGACCUCAGCAAGAUGUGCCCAUGAGGUACUUCUCAAGCUCCGCAUUGUACUGCCAGAGUGAGCUGUCCACGCCAACACCCUCUGAGGACGAAGUGGACUGGGAUACUAGUCUAUGUGUAGAUGAGGAUAAAUUCAAGUCAAAACUUUGGGGCAACGAACGCUGGAUGUGACAACAGACUACAGAUCAAGUCAAUAUGAUAUCUUUGCCUUUAAACUUUACACUUAGCGUAUCUCAUGUUUUAGGAUUUUCAUAUCCAAUUCAAAAUAUUUAAGAUCUCAUAUCAGGGAGAAAGAUCACUUUUGUAGAGCGUCGAAGCACAAAUAUGGCCUUUCAGAUUAGGCCCGGUAGACCAACAAUCGGAUGGAGGCGUUGCCUAGUAGUUUAUGCGGCCGGCGAAACCGGCUUAGAAACACCCCUUGCCUACCGCAUGCAAUGGGGUAUAGAAAAGGAACGAAAGGGUGCAGGUUUAUCAUGGCGAAUUAUCGGUUGUGAUCCUCCAGUUCUAUGACGUCUCUUCAUUUAAUAGGACUGUACGAAGAACCGAAAUAAUGAAACCGAUAUGACCUGUAUCAUUGCUAUUGCCAACUCAUCCCAUAUAUGUAUUUAUAUCAUAAAACAUUUAUGGAAUUUAGAACGUGAAUAUUUUCUAAUCUGGUGCUAAAGUCACAUGAAUUGAGGGUAGCACAGGGUAGCACGUAUUUAAAAAGUAAGUGUUGAUAGUCAUGUGUGACCCCAUCAAUCAUUCCCAUGGUUGUAAUGUAGAGAAAACCGUAGCUCACAUAUCGAAAGCUCUGAUUGGUCAGUUCAUCACGGAUGAACAAACCAGGAAGCGCCUCACAUAUGUCUAAGGGGUGUAUCAAAAUUCAACUCCCAUUAUAUUAGAUUUCAACUCUAGACACCUGGUUGUCAGAUUAGAGAUAUUUUUUUUCUGUGGCAGGCAAAUAAGGUUUCUUGACAGAGAGAUCGUGAACUAAUUAUCCAUUUGUUCGUUCGUGUACACUCUUAAAAUAUUAAAAUCUAUUAAAAAUAUUAAAAGCUAAAAAUAUAAGGUCUUGAAAGCCUUUAAUCUUGUUUGGGCCAACACCGAUAGAACACGAAAAAGAAGAUCCGAAGAGGUUUUCCAGCAAAAUGGAAUUUAAAAAAACCUUCGAGGAUGUUUAAUUUUUCUUCCGGUAAACAUUCAUUUACAAUACCGUGCUGCCACCUGUAAAGAUACGUACAUGUAUGGCGAGCAUUUCCAGUGAGCCACAGGUCUACAGGGCGCAGAGGGCAGGAGGGGCAAACUGUGCAUCCGGCCUUAUUUUCAGAAUGGAACACACCGUAAAGGUUAUACAUCGUAAGCGUCACCAUUCUUGCUGUUAAAAUUGUUGCCGACUGCCCUGAUUGGUUGUUGGUCUGUGAUGUUAUCUUAUAUCUAAACGUUUGAAAGUUUUGUUAAACUGUGAUAGCAUCUAAAGGCUGUUACCGGUAUUUAUUUUUUUACGUCGGUGUAUUUUGUCUUCUGCCUUAUACUGCUGAUAAAAUAUAUAAACUAAGUUAUUAUA
Messenger RNA from Lineus longissimus, 2489 nucleotides. RefSeq names its product 26S proteasome non-ATPase regulatory subunit 10-like. The transcript has 3 exons. Bases 107 to 1114 code for a protein of 335 amino acids. Lineage: Eukaryota; Metazoa; Nemertea; Pilidiophora; Heteronemertea; Lineidae. The record is from RefSeq and is a predicted model, not a curated record. Gene Ontology annotation, molecular function: protein binding.